Sclerotinia sclerotiorum 1980 UF-70 is the source of this 243-nucleotide messenger RNA. RefSeq lists its product with no specific name. The record is from RefSeq and is a predicted model, not a curated record. The transcript has 2 exons. Lineage: Eukaryota; Fungi; Ascomycota; Leotiomycetes; Helotiales; Sclerotiniaceae. Bases 1 to 243 code for a protein of 80 amino acids.
AUGGCACAAUCCCCGAUAACCGGGAACGAUAUUAGAUUAAAGUCUCGGUUUCAAUCACAUACACAUCACUCAAUCGAAGUCAAAGUCGAAUUGGACAAGAAUAUACUAGGUGGACACGGUAUCAGAUCGGAAUUACCAUAUCUGUUGAACUCUAAUAAAUCACAUCUCAAAUCACCUCAAUUCCCAUAUAUAAACUACAUACUUGUUCGAGCUUGGAUCUUGGGGAAGCACAGAGAAAGAUAA